AUGGAAGCAAUUGGUGAGGAUUACUCUGUAGAAUCCAUAAAUGUUAGGAGGCCAUUCUAUGCCUUUCUCAAUGUCGGAUUUGUGAAAGCAUCGACUGGCAAUUGUAUGUUUGGUGUUCUGAAGAGAGCACUGGAUGGUAACUUGAACAUUCCCCACGGCGCCAAGAUGCAUGCAAAGUUAGAUUUAAAUGAGGCCAUGAGAUCAGUUGACUUCUUGCGUUUAGAAGCAGAUUUUGCUAUCUUGGAGCCACAUAUGAGGAAUAUAAUUGAAUACAUGUUGCAAGCCGACCAGGACGCUGAUGAUGAAGUUGCUCUUGAGUCUUCUCUAUUGUCAAAUAUGGCUUAUGCUGAGGAUGAUGAGUCACUUGCAGAUGCAGAGGAGGACGAGUCUAUCCCGGAUAGAGAUCAGGAUCUGAAGCCUCGCUUCCAUUCAUCACAAUCACAUGGACUAGAUGAUAUGAAGAACGAUGCGGAAUAG
Vitis riparia (riverbank grape) is the source of this 477-nucleotide messenger RNA. Its product is annotated as transportin-1-like. NCBI's taxonomy places the organism in Eukaryota, Viridiplantae, Streptophyta, Magnoliopsida, Vitales, Vitaceae. Gene Ontology annotation, molecular function: 5S rRNA binding; structural constituent of ribosome. Gene Ontology annotation, biological process: ribosomal large subunit assembly; translation. Bases 1 to 477 code for a protein of 158 amino acids. The record is from RefSeq and is a predicted model, not a curated record. The transcript is spliced from 3 exons. Gene Ontology annotation, cellular component: cytosolic large ribosomal subunit; ribosome.